Messenger RNA from Rhodamnia argentea, 1059 nucleotides. RefSeq lists its product as uncharacterized. Gene Ontology annotation, molecular function: nucleic acid binding; zinc ion binding. The record is from RefSeq and is a predicted model, not a curated record. The transcript has a single exon. NCBI's taxonomy places the organism in Eukaryota, Viridiplantae, Streptophyta, Magnoliopsida, Myrtales, Myrtaceae. The coding region runs from base 1 to 1059 and encodes 352 amino acids.
AUGAGCAACAGAACUAGAGGAACGAAGGGAGCUUCUAGCUCGAUGGCAUCUGCGGUAAAGGAUCCGAGAGUUGAUGGAGUUCUCGGGGCCCUUGAAAAGAUUGGUAACUUGAUGGGCACGCAGGCUCAAGAGAGGGCUGCUGCCGUUGCUCUGGCCGCCGAGGCUCUUGUGGCUGCUGCCAAUCCGGUAAAUGGAAAUAAUGGACUGAAUGGGAAUGGUCACGGAGGAGGAAAUGGGAAUAUGAAUCGUCCGAUGAGCCAACCGGUAGAACAUUUCCUAAAGUUGAAACCGGCUCGGUUUGACGAUGCCGGAGACCCGGAGAUGGCACCUCGAUGGAUAGAGAAGCUAGAGAAAGCUUUCGAAGUUUUGGGGUGCACGGAGGCAAAGAAAGUAACCCUAGCGGUUUACCAACCGGAAGGUACUGCUGAUGAUUGGUGGAAGGUCACCGGAGGAGGAAUCUUUCCUGAAGGCACCGCCCCGAAUUGGACCGCUUUCACCGAGGCGUUUAACGGGAAGUAUUUUUCGGAGACCGCACAAGAGCGGAAACCGAUAGAGUUCCAACGACUUCGCGAGAACCAACCGACGAUCGAUCGGUACGAAGCCGAAUUUUCAAGGUUGUCGAGAUACGCACCGAGAAUGGUUGAAAAUAUGAUAGAUAAGGCGCGAAGAUUUCGAGAUGGACUGAGGCCCGACCUUCGUAGCCAGAUGAUAGCACCGAACUUGAGGACCUACAAUGAGAUGUACGAGCGAGGUCAGAUGAUUGAAAGGGAUAUGAAAGAACGGGCUGCCACAUCUGGAUCGCGGUUUGCUCCUAUCAGAGACAACCGUCGCUUGGGAAAAAGGCCAAUGAUGAGUAACAAACGUUUCAUCCCUCCAAACCGGAAAAAUAUUGGGAAACCGGUUCAUCAGUCCAACUGGAACCGCCGCCUGUGCGGAAGGAAACAUGGAAAUGGACCUUGCCCGAGUAGGACGGGCGCAUGCUUUAAGUGUGGCCAGCUGGGCUAUCAAGUGAGGACUUGCCCAAGUCAAGCUCCAAGACCUCUGUUUCAAGGGCAAUGA